This is a messenger RNA of Uranotaenia lowii, 1620 nucleotides long. RefSeq names its product adenylyltransferase and sulfurtransferase MOCS3-like. The coding region runs from base 130 to 1479 and encodes 449 amino acids. The record is from RefSeq and is a predicted model, not a curated record. NCBI's taxonomy places the organism in Eukaryota, Metazoa, Arthropoda, Insecta, Diptera, Culicidae. Gene Ontology annotation, cellular component: cytosol; cytoplasm. The transcript has 3 exons. Gene Ontology annotation, molecular function: thiosulfate-cyanide sulfurtransferase activity; URM1 activating enzyme activity; adenylyltransferase activity. Gene Ontology annotation, biological process: protein urmylation; tRNA wobble position uridine thiolation.
CCUACUGCCCCAAGGCAUACACCCAGAACUCAGCCUUAAAGUAUCACAUGAACAAACAUCACAGCUUGAUACCGGAACCGGUGAAAGGAGGUUUUGACGGUGUUAUUUUAAAGGAAGACAAACAAAUCGAUGUUGGUGCAACUACAGUGGACUCGAGCCUCACUUAAAAUGACAGAGCAGAUGGAAAUUGAACUACUGGAACAUGACAUCCGCACGUUGCGCAAACAGCUCAGCCAAAAAGUUCAACAGCUGAAGGCCUUGAAAAAACAUUUUCAGAAAAAUUGUUUGAAUAAAUUGAAUAACAAUGAAAUAGCUCGAUACAGUCGCCAGAUUAUACUGUCCGAAAUUGGAGUCCAAGGACAGCUGAAACUGAAAAAAGCGUCCGUUCUGGUGGUUGGUACCGGCGGUCUCGGCUGCCCGUCAUCACUCUACCUGGCAGGUGCGGGCAUCGGUUGCAUUGGUAUCCUGGAUUAUGAUGAAGUAGAGCUCACGAAUCUGCAUAGGCAACUGCUUCACACAGAAUCCACUGUUGGCCUGAGCAAGGUCGAAUCUGCCAAAACUUUUCUCGCUGAGCUCAAUUCCCAGAUCGAAAUUAUUACGCAUCGCACACAGUUAACCAGCGAUAAUGCUUUGAGUAUUCUUGAACCAUACAAUAUUGUAGUCGAUGCAACAGACAAUGUUGCGACGAGAUAUUUAUUGAAUGACGCAUGUGUUCUUCUCAAAAAACCACUAGUUUCUGGAAGUGCCUUGCAAUUAGAAGGACAGCUUACAGUUUACAACUAUAAAGAUGGUCCAUGUUAUCGAUGCUUGUUUCCUACACCUCCACCACCGGAAACUGUUACGAAUUGUGGAGAUGGUGGCGUGUUAGGAGCAAUUACGGGUGUAAUAGGAGCACUUCAAGCACUUGAAACGAUCAAGAUAAUACUAGGAAAUGAGGGUGUACUGAACGGACGAUUAUUAUUGUUUGAUGGACAACGAAGUACCUUCCGCAACUUGAAACUUCGACCGAAAAAAGUCGACUGCUCUGUUUGCUCUGAAAAACCAAGCUUGACCCAAUUGAUUGAUUACGAAGUAUUUUGUAGUAUGAAAGCAACCGAUAAGGAUUCACAUUUGCAUUUAUUACAACCGAAUGAACGCAUAACCGUUGAAGAGUACAAAAAGUUGGCGGACUCGGCAGACCCACACAUACUGAUUGAUGUACGAGGGAGCAAUCAAUUUGAGAUUUGUCAGCUUCCGUCUUCAGUGAACAUUCCUAUCGAUGACAUUUUAAAGGAUCGUCGAACUAACGAACUUAUAAAUCGUGCUGAGGAAAAUAAAGUUCCUGUAUUUCUGCUGUGUCGUCGUGGAAAUGAUUCUCAGCUUGCCGUUCGUCAUUUAAAACCACUGUUUGAACAGAAAGGCCUCAAACCACCCAAAGAUAUUUUUGGAGGCUUACACGCGUGGACGCAAAUUAUUGACCCUGAUUUUCCAAUUUACUAAAAUCGUUAAAACUAAAACAAACUGAAAUUUAAUGAAAUUGUUGUUAUUGGCUUUGCUUGCUCUUAAUUACACUAUAUAAUAUUCUAUAAAAGUAAGUUGAAAUGCUAAUGUAUCAAGAACAAAGUUUUUUUUAUUAAUUCA